This is a messenger RNA of Gossypium raimondii (Peruvian cotton), 1915 nucleotides long. RefSeq names its product probable inactive leucine-rich repeat receptor kinase XIAO. The transcript has a single exon. The record is from RefSeq and is a predicted model, not a curated record. The coding region runs from base 340 to 1596 and encodes 418 amino acids. Gene Ontology annotation, molecular function: protein binding. NCBI's taxonomy places the organism in Eukaryota, Viridiplantae, Streptophyta, Magnoliopsida, Malvales, Malvaceae.
CCCCAUUCUCACUUCUUCCGACCUCCGUUGCCUCCCUCUCCUUCUUCUCCCCUGUCAUUUUCCUUCUCUACGCUACUAUCACUUAUUUUAAUUAUUAUUACAUGGUCCUGGUUUAAUGUCUUUUCGAUUUAUUGUCGCCAUUUCCAUUUGUUGAGCUAAACUAUUAUUUAUUGGCCUCUCUUGGAUCUCAUUCAUUCAGCUUUAAAAUAUAAAUUCUUCUAAAUGCAUAAUUAAUAAAUUCACGUACGUCCACCGUCUGUCCCUCCUUCCCUCCUUUCUCUCUUAAAGACUUAUGAGCUUGUUUUUCAGGGUAUUUUCUUUUUUGUGUUUGAUUCAGCAAUGGCUUACCAGUACCAGCCAUGUUUUUUCCUUCUUUUUCUGCUGUUUUCCGUCAAUGCGUCUGUUCUAGCAUUUCAGCAACGACCCAAGAUCAGCGCCGUUGAUCUGGCGGCGCUGUCAGCGAUCAAAGACAGUCUGACAGACAUUCCAGGCUCAAGAUUCUUCUCCACUUGGGACUUCACCGCACCAGAUCCUUGCUCCUCAUUCACCGGCGUCACCUGCGGUUUCAACGACCGAGUCACCAUUCUGUCGCUCGGCACUGGCCUUUCCGACUCGCCUGGCCUCGCUGGCUCCCUCUCCCCCGCUCUUUCCAACCUUACCCAGCUAACCCAACUCAUCCUCUUCCCUGGUCUCGUCACCGGUCCCAUCCCCCCCCAACUGGGUCAACUCACUAGUCUUCGAGUCAUUUCCUUGACCAACAACCGCUUAACAGGACCCAUACCACCCUCCUUUUCUACUCUCCCCUUCUUGCACACUCUGGAUCUGAGUUCAAACCGGCUCACCGGGUCCAUCCCGCCAGGCCUCACGAAGCUUCCAUCUUUAAAAGUCAUGGUGUUGAGCUGGAACGAGUUAACAGGGGAGUUACCCAGAACAGUGUCGGCGCAGUUAUUACACUUAGAUUUGAAGAAGAACAAGAUCAGCGGACCGUUGCCAAGGUUACCGUCAACUGUCCGUUACUUGUCAGUGUCGGAGAACUGGAUGUGGGGCCCACUCAAGGCCCUGGAAUCGCUAUCCGAGUUAGUGUACCUGGACGUUAGCAUGAACCAAUUCAGUGGGCCCAUCCCGUCUUCACUCUUCUUAAACCCCUCCCUCACUUCACUGUUUUUGCAACGGAACAAUUUAUCGGGUGGCCUCCCAUCAUCAAUCAAGAUGGACCCCACCUUCCAAUCCUACGGCGGCAAGGGAUCCAUCGUGGACUUGAGCCAUAACUUCAUCACGGGGGAUAUAACCCCCUUCUUGGCUGGGGUGGAGACUCUCUUCUUGAACAAUAACCAUCUCACUGGGUCUGUACCUGAGGAGUACGUGAAAAGCGUGUACGACGGCACCACCAAAACUUUGUAUUUGCAGCAUAACUAUCUAUCCGGAUUCCCAUUACCUCAAGGUUCCACUCUGCCUGAUACCGUCUCCUUGUGCUUGUCCUAUAAUUGCAUGGUGCCGCCCGUUGGGAUAUCAGCCUGCCCGGCCAGUGCCGGAAGCCAGCCCUCCAGGCCGCAAUCGCAAUGUUCCGUAUUCACCCAUCGUGGCUCCACCAACUGACAUCAGGAUAAGGUGGAUAUGGUUAUACGUUUCACAUUACUAGAAGCAAUAUUAAGAGUGUGUGUAACUUAUAUUACUACCAUAUAGGUAUUUUUUUUUUUAAUUUAUAUAAUUUGUUUUAAGGAUGAGUUAUAUAAAAAGUGAAAAAGAAAGGUUUUAUUAGCAGCCCUGCUUCUCUUAUACUUAACCCCUCCCCACCCCUCAAUGUAAUCGUAUUUUAUUUGGGUUACUUUUUUUUAUUAUAAAUUUUGACUUGACUUGUUAAUAAUUCAUAGUUUUUAAUAUAUUUAUUUUGUUUGAUAUUGAUUUCAUACGAAAA